AAAUAAAAAUAAAAAAGUUUCUCUAGCCUCAGAGUGAUUACAAAUAAACAAACAAAUAGGUGAUUGGUACUGGAGACAACCCAUGAGAAAGCUAUGUUGGGGAUGUCACAGGAAAUAUUUAGACAGUUCAUACUUAACAUCGCACAGGUUUUCAACUCCUACAGAUAUCAAAACAAGUGCAAUUUCGGGCCAUAGGUUCAGUCCUGUGUUUUCUGUAGUCAUUAUCUACUGCAAAACGACCCUACCAGACACCUGAAAGGAAGACCAGGUUUUGCUGAAGUAGUCAGAUGAAGGCUAGAUUCUGUUGUGAUCGUCAGACUUUAAAGAUGAGCAUCUGGCUGAUGAUGAUCUGGGUCACUCACACUGUGGGAACAGGUAAACAGUUUUUACUCUUUUUUUCACUUAGCAAACAUUUAAUAUGCAGAAGGUAGAUGAUAAUGGAUGGACUAGAUACAUUGAUGGGCAGGAAUUUUAUAGUUAUAAAAAUUGAAUGUUUCUUUAUUUUGAAAUGUAGUUCUAUACAGAGGCAUUAUGGAAAAGAGAUAAUAACAACACAAUAACAAACAUUGCAAUCUUUUCACCUAGGGACGAAGCCCUUCAUUGUAACACAGUGGCCGACAGUGGCUGAGGUGAUGGCUGGAGAAGAUGUCAUUUUAAACUGCAACAUUGUAGAGCUGUACUCCUCGUGUUCAACAGUGGCUUGGCUGAAAGUCAUUCCCGAGAACGCAACGAUCAGCCUGACCGAUAGACUUCAGAUCCAUCCUCAUUACUCGUCCAACCAGUGGACCAGUAUUUGUACUGCUGUCAUCACCAAUACAACAGUGCAUGACUCCAGUAUGUACUACUGCGCAGCUGUGCACAGCCGCUUUGCUCACAUCGGUAAUGGAUCCAGAGUCAUUGUGAAAGAACACACUGUGUUUCCUGUUAUUGAUAUUCUUACUCCGCUGAUCACAAACGGUCCUUCGGUCCCUCUUCAGUGUGUUGUGAAGGGGGUCGAGGCUUCUCAAGUUCAUGUGUUCUGGACUGUGGAGGGGAAAAAGGAGAAAGGACAGCCAGUUUUGACACAUGGGAACGAUGGUGUCAUCCAGAUCACUAGGAGCCAGAUCCUGAUGACUGCUGAGGAGUGGGAAAGGAAGGUGCAGUGUGUGUGUGUAGUGCAGUUUGGAGGACAGCUCUAUAACAAGACCCUUCAGCCACAUGAUGCACCAGAUGUGUGUUAUGCAGCAAAAUACAUAUAUUUGUCUGUCUGCUUAAUAUUUGGUCUCCUGCUUCUGGCAACAGUGAUUAUUUAUAGGCUGGGACGGAAAACCUUUUUGAUGAUGUCUCUAUGAAAACACAUAUAGUUUCAAAGAGCUUUCAGUUUAUGUCCAGUAUUUUGCUCUAACCCAUUUUUAUUUAUCAAACUUAUUUUGGUAUUUGGCAUUGCUGUACAUCAGAUGAAAGAAGGCAACAUUUACAAAUAUUUUGACAUCUCUUCCCAAAAAGCAUAAGUAAUUCUGAUAUUUAUGUUCAGAUCGUUAUGGAUCUUUGAUGUUUUGAAUAGUGUUGUUUAUAUUGUGAAUUGAAAUGGUCAAUUUAUACUUUCAUCCAAUAUGUUCUGAACUCUGUUUAUUCCAAUAGACUGAAUAAAAACACCUGAAUAAAAGAAACAUAUCGUUUGACUAACUUUUUCUUUAAUUUACACAAAUCUAAAACCAGAGAAAAUAAAAUAACUACAUAUAUAAACAUAUUAUUUUCAUAUAUUAUGUUAUUUGUGAUUACCUAUAGCCUAUAAAAGUGUCAGUUUGAUAAUUGUAAAGUACAACAACAACAAUUAUUAGAUAUUAUGCCUUAUGUGGCUUCUGUUAUGUGUGGCAGGGUCAGGAAGUGAUUUUUUU
Messenger RNA from Carassius gibelio (silver crucian carp), 1877 nucleotides. RefSeq lists its product as uncharacterized. The transcript is spliced from 3 exons. Lineage: Eukaryota; Metazoa; Chordata; Actinopteri; Cypriniformes; Cyprinidae. The coding region runs from base 633 to 1331 and encodes 232 amino acids. The record is from RefSeq and is a predicted model, not a curated record.